ACACUUCCAAGCCUAAAACAUUAAAACUAUUAAGGAAAAAAAAAAUGAAUGGUGAAAUAUGCGUGGUAAAGACUCUGAAAAAAAUCUGUAAUGGACUGAAUCCGCAACAGGUGAACCGCAAUAUAGCGAGGGAACAAUCACAGCCAGUAUAUAUGAACCAUAAUUGCCUCGUUGCUUUGACAAAAGUCAAUUGUGAUCGUCUCCAGUUUGUUUGUUUUAAAUUUUAAAUUUCACUUCGGUGGCAGCACUUCGGAGGGAACGUGAGAGAGUCCCCGCGAGAAGAACGCACACGCGCAGAUUCGAACUUGGAACUUUCCAACUAUGCGACAGACGUGCAGAGCACCCCCCCACCCCCGCACGCAGACAUCCAGGUGCGAGAAGAAGAAGAGCGCAUUUUUCCUCCCUUCAUCAUCCAAAGCAAACACACUGACACGACGUGCAGGUCCUCCUCCACUGAGUCAUUUCCAAAGUCGACCCGGCGGAACCGAACAGAACCACACACCCAUCUUCACUGGAAGUCAUCUUUUGAAUUGAUUUUGUAUUUGAUUAGAUUUGUCAUUUAUUUAUUAUUACUAUUUCUUUUGUGGGGGCUGAAGUUUUAUGAAGCUCCGUCGGCGGUUCCGAGGAAGCCACUUUUGGGUCGCGUUCGUCGGGAGACUUGCGACAAUGAAGACGUUAAGCACACCGCCGGACCCCUCCUCAGUCACCUCUUGACCGACUUCGCUGCUUGCGCAUGAACAUGCGCCCGACGGGAGAUCGGAGCUGGAUGAUGAACUUUGAUUGACUUCACACUUUUCUGGACACUUUGGUCAUUGAAAACAAGAAGGGGAUUCUGUUUGAAUUAGCUGGAAGAUCCGAAUCGAGCGCUCAAACAUGACGGUUCGCCUGUCUGGGAUCCAACUGGCUCUCUUCUUCAUCUUGCUGUGCCCGGUCAAUAUCAUCGGACUGUGGUGGGCGGUGGGCAGUCCACUGUUGAUGGAUCCUAACAGCAUAUGCAGGAAGGCAAAGCGUCUGGUGGGGAAGCAGGCCGAGCUCUGUCAGACUCAGCCGGAAAUCAUCAGCGAGGUGGCCAAAGGAGCCAGGCUGGGCAUUAGGGAGUGCCAGUACCAGUUCAGGUACCGCCGGUGGAACUGCACGAGCCACAACAAGUACUUUGGCAAAAUACUGCAACAAGAUAUCCGAGAGACGGCGUUUGUCUAUGCCAUCACGGCAGCCGGUGUGACCCACGGGGUGACGCAGGCGUGCAGUAUGGGAGACCUGCUGCAGUGUGGCUGCGAAGCCACCAGGAACAGAGCCCCCCCGAAACCUCUGUCGUCCUCCUCUGGUGACGGAGUCAAGUGGGAGUGGGGCGGCUGCGGAGACGACGUGGAGUUUGGUUAUGAGAAGUCCAAACAGUUUAUGGAUGCCAAGAGGAGACGAGGCAAGAGCGAUAUCAGGACGUUAAUUGAUCUGCACAACAAUGAAGCUGGGCGACUGGCAGUGAAACUCUACAUGCGGACAGAGUGUAAGUGCCAUGGACUGUCCGGCUCUUGCACGUUACGCACUUGCUGGAAAAAGAUGCCUCAUUUUCGUGAGGUGGGCGACCGCCUUCUGGAAAGAUUUAACGGGGCCUCCAAAGUGAUGGGCGGCAACGACGGCAAGACCCUGAUCCCCGUAGGCCAGAACAUCAAGCCCCCGGACAGGCAGGAUCUGAUCUACUCGGACGAGUCGCCCGAUUUCUGUGUGGCGAAUCGUAAAACGGGUUCACUGGGGACGCGGGGGCGCAUGUGCAACAGCACCGCCAUGGACAUCAGUGGCUGCGAUCUGCUCUGUUGCCAGCGUGGCUACCGCGAAGAAACUGUGGAUUUGGAGGAGAACUGUCUGUGUCGUUUCCACUGGUGUUGUGUGGUCCAGUGCAAGAAGUGCUCGGUCCGAAAGGAGCUAAGUCUCUGUCACUGAUGAACUGGAGUCAGAUUCCCCUAACUUCUUGUAAUUUCUUAUUAUAUAUAUAUUUUUUUUGCAUUGGUUUUUGGCAGUUGUAAAGUAAGAUUCUGACUGUGUUGUUAUCUUUUUUGCACCUGUCCUGCUUACACCAUUCCUUAGGAAGCUAAAUUUUCCUGGCAAUACUAUUGAUUUCCUUGAUUUCUGUUGAAAGCUGAAUAGAAAAACUCAAUAGGCGCUUGACAAUGACAUAUGAGUAAAACACAGAAAUAUCUUUUUCGGAACUACCUAUUUUUUUGGACAUUUUUUUGUCAUAGAAACGAACCAAAGAAUGUGAAUGUGUGUAUUUUCUAGCUAUAGUAAAAUCAUACCCAAAAAUCUGCGAGGUGUGUCAGAAAGGUUCUGGGACUAGCGUCCAAAAAGAAAAAAAAACAUUUCCAAUCCAGACUACAACCUACAAAUGUUCCCCCUUCGAAGUAAUGCGCCUGAAGUCUAAUCCUGUGUUAUACCGAGACGAACUUUCCCCUUGCUUUACUGGUGCCAGUUUGACCCUGAAGUUGUGUACAAAGCGAACAUGAAUUCGAUUCAUUCGCGCCUCACAUACUAGAGAAGAAGAGGGGCUUUCCCUGGUAGAUAGCAAAACCAUUUCUUAUAUUUCUCAAUAGAGAGAGAAAGAGAGAUUGUGUGUGUGUGUGUGUAUCAGAGAGCGAGAGAUACCCCCAGAGAGAGAGAGAGAGAGACACACACACAAUAGAGAGAGAGAGAGAGAGAGAGAGAGAGAGAGAGAGAGAGAGAGAGAGAUUGUCUGUGUGUGUAUCAGAGAGCGAAAGAGACCCCCAGAGAGAGAGAGAGAGAGAGAGAGACAGACAGACAGAGUGAGUGAGUGAGUGCGUAUUACGUGUGGCUAAUGCUAUUGCUAGCUUGGUUCCCAGUAAAGUAAACUGACAGCUGUACACAUAUCAACAUAUUUUACUUACCAGAUACACCUUGCUCAUCAUUCUCCAGGCCUGCUCUUUUUUCGUACAGCAGCAGGUAUUAUCCAAACCUUCCAGCUGCCCACAAACAGCACCGAUCAUUUUAUUCUCUGCUCAGCAACUCCAGGACAUAUGUGUAGCCACUCAACGCCGAUUGGGUGGCGCGACAUAGCGUCAUGCAAAUUUGUCGCUCGAGUUGGAAUUUUCCAACUGGCCUGAAUCAAUGAAGAAGCUCAUUUUUGUGUGUUCGCCCCGCUCAUGUCGCGUCAAACGCAUCUUUCGCAUGACCCGGCAGAAAUUAGUGCCUAUUCUCGCAUUUGCAUUGACUUCAUACGUCGUCUGACUAGUUCAGUGUGUGGCUGGUGUGAAUGCAUUUUCCCAGCCUUUUCUGGCACACCUUGCACCAUGCAGUCCUGGAAGGAUACUUCCGGAAUCGGUGCUGGAACUUUUCGGACAGACCUCGUAGAUCGAGCAGGGCAACAGCAGCACUUGAAGUGAACUGCUCUCUGAAUUUGAGUUUAUUUUUAAAUGAUCAUGAGCCAACAAUACAGUACAUUGUCACACUGACACCUUAAGGGUCUCAAAUGAUCCUCAUUGGUACUACAUGGUAUGCAUUCCAUUUAAUCUCUACAUACAGUCUCUAAGCACAGUGGGUCGCAUAAGAAAGGCACUAAAUUACAUCUAGAUAUUUAAGAGUCUAAAUCCAGCCUCACAGUUCCAUCAAGCACUACAGUUCAGUUCAUUUGAUGAGGAAGAAAAAGCUCUAAUCUGGAUUGUGUUCUCACUACAUUAGUAAAUAAUUACAUGUAGUAUGGAGGGGAAGAUUCUGAGCCCUUAGAUAUUGUACCCCAAAGGUUAGUAACCUAAUGGAAGUGUGCCAAUAAGUGAGUUUGAGCACUCAUGGUUGUUUUGGUAUCCAUCACAAAGUUUGGCAAUGAAAUGACAGAAAUUUGGUUUCAGGUAUCAGUCAGACAGCUGUCAUUCAGCCAUCAGUAUUUGACAGCUUGGGUUUGGCAGUUUUUGUAAACUGAUCAUUCCAUUGCCCAAAAUUCACCAAUUGACAUUGGAGCAAGAAGUUUUUCGCUAUCCGUGGCAAUUGUCUCUAAACAGGUUCAGUUCUUGACAAACCACGCAGCGGAAAGCCUGCUACUACCACCACUAAUGAAAACACAGAACUCUUAGAGCAGGCAUUCACGCAAAACCAGCAUAAGUCUAUCUGAAGGGCUGCACUGGAACUCAUCAUUAACAAAAGCUCGAUGCAGCUGAUUUUUCAGAGAGUGAUGAAGCUUAACCCGUACAGAUUUCGGGUUUUUGAGCAUCCUAAACUUCCCUUUGAAGCCUUUGCACAACCUGAAGUCACACGGAUUGCAAAAAUGAAGCAGUGCGAUGGCCACAAAGCUAAUCACACUUGUGCUGAAGUAAAGUCGCAACGCUGCUCCAAUGUCACUUGGUGAGACAAGGACAAGGGAAUAAUAUGCUUUAAAAAAGUGCAAAGCCUAAACUGUCAAAUACUGAUGGUCUCACAUCUGUCCGAAUGAUACCCGAACAAAAUGAAGCAUAUAGUGACUUUUGGGACACGCUGUUUACAGAAAUAAUGAUGAUCUCAACUCAAUUUUCAAUGUGAAACCUCGGCCAAAGUUAUUCUGAUGUAUGAAAGGCAACAGUUUAACACAGGUUAAUUGUAUCAUCUGCCAUCUAGUGGAAGAGCAUUUAAUUGUUCUGCCUGUCACUAUAUGUCGCUUGCACAGAUAGUGGAGAUGAACAUAGUAGUAGAUUAGAAUUUUUGGACCAAUUAAGUGAAAUUGGAAAAUGGCACACGUGAUCUCUCACUCUAACACUGUGGUAGGGAAUCACUGAGGACAAGCGGUACAGAGAAGAAACAGAUGGACAUGUAUUCAACUGAACUGAUCUGUAUUGCUUGGUGAGAAGAGACAUAUUUGCCCCGAACUCCUUUUUGUUGCGCUGCUGAUCCCCCCCCCCCCCCCCCCCCCAAAUAUAGAAAAACACUUUUAAUAUCUGUUCCCUAUUACCGUAAUGAAUCUGUCAUGCAAAAUACUUCAUAAAAGUGAAACUUUGUUUAUCUCUCUCCAAGUCCGUUUUUCAGCACCGCCAAUGCAGCUGUAGACUCGACCGACCGGCAGUGACAGUUAUUUAUAUAAAGAUAUGAUGACAAGACUACUCACUUCCAUCUCUCUCAGAAGCACUUUGAAUAUCACUGCAUUGGACUGAAAAGGUUUGUAGGAAUAUCUUUGGGGUUGGCAAUUUGUUCGAAACCAAAAUCUCUAUUGGUACGAUAUUGUUUGCGAUAAGAAAACAUAAUGAUGAUGAUAUACAGGGCUACUUUUAUUAUGCACUUUUGGUGGUUAGCUUUUUAAAAUGUAAAUAGCAUUUGUGUGUGUAUAUCUGUUCAUACAAGGUGAAUUUAACAGUUAAAAUCAUCUCUGUAGUCACUUUAAAAAACUCAGAAUACUCCCAAGCAGUGUGAACAAUUCGAUGAGAAAUCUUUUGUGCGUCUGUGAUUGUGUCUGUGGGUGGACUGAUUAUCACCAUUUCAUGCAACUGAUGUUGACAUAGGUGUGUCAGACAAGUUCCAGGAUUGGUUUCACAAAGUGCCUUGAGAUACAAGUUUAAUUUGUCCCAUUCGCAAUUCACCUACUGCGGACUCAGUGCACUGCAGAUUUUUUUUCAGAUUCAUAUUGUUCAUAAUUCGCAAUAUCGCAGGCUUUAGAGUGCAUGCUGUUAUUUAAGGGGUAAAAUAAACACUUUCUAACCUAAAACAUCUAAACUAAGAAAAAAAAAAACAUUAAAACACAUUACAAGGACUAAAAUGUAAAUAAUGUACAGUACUACUGUGCAUUACUAUAUGUUAAAGCAUUUAAAGGGUGUUUCAGAGUAUAGAAAGGAGUGUGGGGAAGAUUAAUAAGUAAUCAUAAUAAUAAUUUAAAAAAAUAGUGGUCAUUACUUUGUGGAUUUUACCAAUUGCGGAGGGUAAUCCGGAAUUUCAUCCACGCGAUAAAGGAGGGAUUACUGUAUCUCAAAUUGUCUUUCCCCAUUUAAAUGAAAGGAAAUGCGAUUAAUCCGUUCCAGCCUACCAAAAAAUACUAACAAACAUUUUUGUAAAAGGUUUUUAAGAUAAAAAAAAUAGUACCCUAUAGUAUUUUCUUUAACAAAAAAAAACAUACAGUAGUGACGUAAUUAAAAAAAAUAUAAAUAAUUGACGUCUUUGCCACAUUUUUUGCCUCUAUUCAAUGGCAAUUGUGCUGCUCGAUCUGGGGAACAAUGGCUUAUAUCUCGAAAAGGUUCCCCUUGAUAACCACUGAGCUUGGGAAAGUUGGGGGUGAAAAAAAAUCAGAUGAAGCCAGUUUGGUUGAGUAGGGAGGUUGCUCCAGCCAGCAUGACGAUGUUCUUCUUGGGCAGGAAGUGUUCGAUGCUCAGGGCAUUGUAAGCAGGUGCGUUGGUGAAGCAACUACCAGUUGUCCUGCCACAACCCCUUUUUUCUGUGCUUGAUUGUCUGACCCACAGAAGAAGAGGAAAACUCAUAGUUUGAAAAUACUUUGUAUUUCUUUUGUGACACCAGUCCUGGAUCUUUUCUGACACACAUUAUACUUGUUUGACCUGAAACUGUGUUCCCUGGGUUAGGUAAAGCACACUACUUGUUCUCUCUUGUGUUCAUUUUCAGGUGGGAGUCUGCUCAUAUUCCAGUAUGACACAGCAUGUCCAUUUCCUGUAAAUCUUAAUAUUCCUUCACAAUGUAAAGUGAACUAUUUCUCAUAGUGCCCUAUUGUCACAGAUGAGCAUUCACAGUCAUUUGGUGGUGUUUAUGUUCGAGGAAACUGUCAUGAUUUUUCCAAAUGACGCACAAUUUCUGCUUUAAACCAACUUGAAUGAAAAGCAGAUCUUCUUUGGAUGGAAUCUUUAGGGUUCAUAUCAAAUGAAAAACUUAAGCCUGAUUUUGGUACAUCAAAUCUAACUUUUCAUCUUUAUUUGUAGUCAAGAAAAUAAAAUAUAUAUAUAUGAACAGCAGAGUGGAGUAGUUUUUGAAUGAUUGAGUUUUAUUUUAUUUUAUUUUUUCCCAAAGUUUUAUAUGAAUUUUUUAGGUGUGUCAGUCCAUUCAUUUACAAAGCAAUUCAUUAUCACGAAUACCAGUCCUGCAUAUUCGUAAGUGUUCAUGGUCAGCGAACGUGGCCUCAUCUACUACCACUAGCAUCAGUUGUACUUGAUGUUGUAUGUCAAAACAAUAAAUGUGCAUUAUUACCCGUU
This is a messenger RNA of Phyllopteryx taeniolatus (common seadragon), 7154 nucleotides long. It is a transcript of the gene wnt6b, whose product is annotated as wingless-type MMTV integration site family, member 6b. The transcript is spliced from 5 exons. Bases 874 to 1938 code for a protein of 354 amino acids. Gene Ontology annotation, biological process: neuron differentiation; canonical Wnt signaling pathway; multicellular organism development. Lineage: Eukaryota; Metazoa; Chordata; Actinopteri; Syngnathiformes; Syngnathidae. The record is from RefSeq and is a predicted model, not a curated record. Gene Ontology annotation, molecular function: cytokine activity; frizzled binding. Gene Ontology annotation, cellular component: extracellular region.